AUGCCGGUGCCGAGCACGGUUGCUUGGAACGCUGUCAUCUCCAGUUAUGCGCAACAGAGUGGGAUGGACCAUGAGGUCUUUGGAUUUUAUAAGGAUAUGAAGAGGCAGGGAUUAUGGCCCAGUAGAUCGACCUUCGCCAGCAUGCUAAGCGCAGCAGCUAAUAUGGCGGCGCUUGUUGAAGGCCGACAGUUUCAUGCUUCGGCGGUAAGGCAUGGCUUGGAUGCAAAUGUUUUCGUGGGUAGCUCUCUGAUCAACCUUUAUGCGAAAUGCGGCUGCAUUGGUGAGGCAAGGGACGUGUUUGAUUUCUCCCGUGAGAAGAACAUUGUCAUGUGGAAUGCGAUGCUCAAUGGACUUGUUCGAAAUGAGCAACAAGAAGAGGCCAUCCAGAUGUUCUGGUAUAUGAUGAGGCUUGGUCUUGAGGCUGAUGAGUUCACGUUCGUCAGUGUUCUUGGUGCAUGUGCCCACUUGGAUUCACAUUGCUUGGUAAGGCAGGUGCAGUGUGUGACAAUCAAGAAUUGCAUGAAUGCAAGCUUGCUUGUUGCUAAUGCAACAUUAGAUAUGUAUUCCAGGUUUGGAGCUAUAGUUGAUGCAAAGACACUAUUCAGUCUGAUUCCUUACAAAGAUAGUGUAUCUUGGAAUGCCCUUAUAGUUGGACUUGCACAUAAUGGAGAAGAGGAAGAAGCAAUCGUUGUAGCAUCACUGCAUCAGAACAGCUCUCUGGACUAUUGUUUUUAUUCUGUUCAAGGGCACUUAAUUGAUGAGACCAGUUUGUACAGGUUCGUUUCUAGUUUAUUUUCUCUCAGUGAAGUAAUUUUUACUGUGGUUGUAAGGUUCUGA
Molecule: messenger RNA, 837 nt
Organism: Aegilops tauschii subsp. strangulata
Lineage: Eukaryota; Viridiplantae; Streptophyta; Magnoliopsida; Poales; Poaceae
Product: pentatricopeptide repeat-containing protein At4g21065-like
Biological process (GO): RNA modification
Molecular function (GO): protein binding; RNA binding
Source: RefSeq, a predicted model, not a curated record